AAACUAUUUGUUUUGUGUUAAUCCAAUGAUAGAUGAAUUGUUUCUUAAACAUGUUUUAUUACGAUGAAAGUGACCAUGAAGAGAGAAAGGAGAGAGUUUAUGAAUUAACAAGUAUAAAUAGAGUAGUGAACUGUUCAGUUGGUCAACAAUAGACGAUUCAAAAUGUUGGCCUCAUUUAUCCUGUUAACUUUCAUUCUUAAUUUUCAUUCGAGCCAAGCUUGUUUCAUUACCAACUGUCCACCUGGAGGUAAAAGAUCUCACGGUGAUGUUGACCAUAUGAGAGAAUGUCUUAGAUGUGGUCCUGAUAAUCGUGGUCAUUGUGUUAGUCCAAAUAUAUGUUGUGGCACAGAAUUUGGUUGUUUGAUUAAUAAUCACUAUUCCUCUCCAUGUAGAGCUGAAAAUUUGAUUCCAACUCCAUGUAAAAUUCCAGGUAAAUUAUGUUCAUCAGGCGAAGGUGUCUGUACUUCCAAUGGUAUUUGCUGUAACUCGGAUGGGUGUUUCAACGAUUCAACUUGUGAAAAUGAUAAAUUAUCAAACAUGCAAAGAAUCUUUACCUCUGAUUAAAAUAAUCAUGACUAUCAUUCACACACAACUCUAUUCAAAUGUAACACUCUAGCAAUGAAUUGUGUCCUAAAAUGUUGUAAAUGACAAGAAUGUUGAAUUAAACAAGAUUAUGUUAAAAAAA
Molecule: messenger RNA, 685 nt
Organism: Tetranychus urticae (two-spotted spider mite)
Lineage: Eukaryota; Metazoa; Arthropoda; Arachnida; Trombidiformes; Tetranychidae
Product: oxytocin-neurophysin 1
Cellular component (GO): secretory granule; extracellular region
Molecular function (GO): neurohypophyseal hormone activity
Source: RefSeq, a predicted model, not a curated record